AUGGUGGACAAAAUUGCCAAGCAGAAUGUGAGACAGAUCCAGUUCCUGCCCACUUUCUACUGGUAUGACGUGGGUCCCCUGGACCCACCUGCGGGGUUUGACGAGACCUGCAGCACCAGCGACCUCGGAGGCUACUACUGCUUCAACCGCUUCAAUGCUACCAGAGUGCAGCACUGGUGCUAUGACCGACAGGGCCUGUCCUGCCAGGAGGUCACCCAGCAGAAUAUCACAGACCUGAUUGAGAACCUUGGGGGCUGCAUGAAGCAUGCUGUGGACCUAGGCUUUGACAUUGCAAUCAAUUCGCGCGUCGACGACGGGCGAGCUCUGGGAGGCUGGCGCAAUACACUCGACUUUGAUCCGCUGGAGAUUUCGGAAAACUGGUCGUACCUGGAGGCUGUGCUCUACCCCCUAGCCGAUGCUGUGCGGCUGGCUGCCAAGCCCUCGACCAGGGUCGACUUUGUGCUUCAGGGUGAGAUGGGAGCUACCAUUUUCAUGCACCCAGUAGAGUGGAUGGAGGUAAAGGAUGCGGUCCUGGAGCGGGUGACUGCCCCUCGGCCCGGCCAGCCUGACAUCGAGCCCGCCCAGGUGUUUUUCGGCAUGGCUGUGAACAACAACAAGCUGUGCGGAUGCAUCGGGAUUGGAAUUGAGGACGCAACCGAGUACCUCGCUGCCUUCCCAGCUAGCUUUAACGCUGUGAAAGCAGAGUUUGAUCUGCCUGCACUCAAGGCCCUGUUCUACGACUAUGACUUCAUUGGUAAGCGGUGUGAGCUUGCAAAGUCAUCUUACGCAUGGGUCUGGACAGCUACUCAUGCCCUCGUAAACGCUGGCAUUCAAGAAACAUCCCCAUCCCCUCAAACAAACGACAAUCUUGCAGGCAUCUCAGCCUAUGUGCCCAUGCGAUCCCCCAACUUCUCCAUCUGCGACUUUGAGGGACUGAUGGAGCGCCUGGAUGAAGAGCUGUCCUACUACGAUUUGUCCCUGGAGGACCUAGGAGAUGACGGCAAAGAAAUACACUUUGUGGAGUUUGGGAUCGGCGGCGGCACCAACCAGGCCGGCGUCGGGGUGGCCAGGACUGCUGAACAGGCAGCAUACUACCCCUUCUACGGCAUCUACGGCGCCUACAGUUGCCAGGCAGACCCCUUCAACAUGUGCGACCUGGCGACGCCCUCCCCGGUCCGAGACUACCGGCGCAAGUACUUUGAAGGCAUCUCGCAGUACCUACUCCAGGGCGGUUGUAGAUACCGCGUGUCCACCGUCUACCUCUGGAACCUGCAGUCUUGGGACCCGCAAGCCAUCUAUCCCCUUCCCUUUGCCGAUGCUGCCUCGCAAGCCGCCAAUCCAACCGCCUACUACGACCCCGUCGUAGUCGCCACCAUCAACGCCCACAACGCCGAGGCUGCGGCCCGUGCCGACGGCUGCGCAGCACGAGCCCCCGAGGCCGAACUCGAGGCGGAGCUAGGUGUUGCAUCUAUCGUCCCGCCAGCGUGCUGA
This is a messenger RNA of Auxenochlorella protothecoides, 1491 nucleotides long. RefSeq lists its product as hypothetical. The record is from RefSeq and is a predicted model, not a curated record. NCBI's taxonomy places the organism in Eukaryota, Viridiplantae, Chlorophyta, Trebouxiophyceae, Chlorellales, Chlorellaceae. Bases 1 to 1491 code for a protein of 496 amino acids. The transcript has 12 exons.